Neoarius graeffei (lesser salmon catfish) is the source of this 2420-nucleotide messenger RNA. It is a transcript of the gene ehd1b, whose product is annotated as EH-domain containing 1b. The record is from RefSeq and is a predicted model, not a curated record. Gene Ontology annotation, biological process: endosomal transport; endocytosis. The transcript is spliced from 5 exons. NCBI's taxonomy places the organism in Eukaryota, Metazoa, Chordata, Actinopteri, Siluriformes, Ariidae. The coding region runs from base 519 to 2117 and encodes 532 amino acids. Gene Ontology annotation, cellular component: plasma membrane; cytoplasm. Gene Ontology annotation, molecular function: GTP binding; calcium ion binding; protein binding.
GGAUUUCCAGAAACUCAUACACAGGAUUUAAACUUUUAUUUUCGUUCCCUCAGUGUGGUGAGCACUUUCCCUUCAGUCUCUCUCUCUCUCCCUUUUCUUAUUCACUGCAGUGUGUUCGGUUCGGCAGGAACUUUGUUGACUUAUUUUGACAACAAACAGCGCAGUUUUCCGUUAGGCUCCGCCCCCCGGGACAGCUGUAGUAGCGAGCGCGCGCGUGUUCGCUCUCUCACACGGGCUCUGAGCGCGCGAGCUCACGCUGAGGCGCACUGCUCCUCUCCUUCACUGCAAACUCGGGAAACUUUCACAGCGUUCUCACGCUGCUUUCUGAACACCGGGAAACGGAAGUUCGUCGCUGCAGAGCGGGGAUUUUCCUCAGAUUUUACUUUCCGUCUUCGGUCUCAGUGAAUGAAUUAGCCGUGUGCUAACGGAAUCGCGGCGCGAGCGGCAUCCUGACUGAGUUUGUGAGGUAAGUUUCCCGCUGAAAGUGAGCCGAGUUUCCACUGAACCCGAACAGCAGGAUGUUCAGCUGGUCCAACAAGGACGGGAAGAAGAAAGAUCCGGAGCUGUUCCGGACGGUGGCGGACGGACUGAAGCGGCUUUACCGGACCAAAUUACUGCCGUUAGAGGAGGCGUACCGCUACCACGACUUUCACUCUCCGGCUCUGGAGGACGCGGACUUCGAUAACAAGCCCAUGGUGCUGCUGGUGGGUCAGUACUCCACCGGGAAGACCACCUUCAUCCGACACCUGCUGGAGCACGACUUCCCCGGCAUGCGGAUCGGACCCGAGCCCACCACCGACUCCUUCAUUGCGGUGAUGCACGGAGAGCUGGAAGGGCUCGUCCCGGGAAACGCGCUGGUGGUGGAUCCGAAAAAACCUUUCCGCAAACUCAACGCCUUCGGAAACGCCUUCCUCAACAGAUUUGUGUGUGCUCAGCUGCCCAAUCCUGUGCUGGAGAGCAUCAGCAUCAUCGACACACCAGGAAUUCUGUCUGGAGAAAAGCAGAGGAUCAGCCGAGGUUAUGACUUUACGGCAGUGUUGGAGUGGUUUGCUGAGCGAGUAGACCGGAUCAUUCUAUUGUUUGAUGCCCACAAGCUGGACAUUUCAGACGAGUUCUCUGAGGUGAUCCGCGCGCUGAAGAACCAUGAGGACAAAAUGCGCGUGGUUCUCAACAAGGCCGAUCAGAUCAGCACACAGCAGCUCAUGCGUGUCUAUGGCGCCCUCAUGUGGUCUCUCGGUAAGAUAGUGAACACUCCUGAGGUGCUGCGUGUCUACAUCGGCUCGUUCUGGACGCAGCCUCUGCUGGUGCCUGACAACCGCCGAUUGUUUGAGGCAGAACAACAAGACCUGUUUAGAGACAUCCAGAGUUUACCACGUAAUGCUGCUCUACGCAAACUCAAUGACCUCAUCAAGAGAGCUCGCCUUGCAAAGGUGCAGGCAUACAUCAUCGGCGCCCUGAAGAAGGAGAUGCCAAACAUGUUUGGGAAGGAGAAUAAGAAGAAGGAGCUGAUUGCUAAUCUGGGAGAGAUCUACACCAAGAUUGAGAAAGAGUAUCAGAUCUCUCCUGGGGAUUUCCCAAAACUCUCUAAGAUGCAGGAGCUGCUGGGAUCUCAGGACUUCACUAAGUUCCAACCGCUGAAGCCGAAGCUGUUGGAAUGUGUGGAUGACUUGUUGGAGAAUGACAUUGCAAAGCUUAUGACACUGGUGCGGCAGGAGGAGUUGGCCACACCUACCACUGCAGUGGAGGGUGGAGUCUUUGAGGGCGCAUCAGUGGGGCCUUUUAUUGGUGAUUAUGGUGAGGGCGUGUCUGAGGGCAUUGACGAGUUGGAGUGGGUGGUGCAGAAAGACAAGCACACCUAUGACGAGAUCUUCUACACACUGUCGCCCAUCAACGGCAAAGUGUCUGGUGCCAUGGCCAAGCGUGAGAUGGUCAAGUCCAAACUGCCCAACACUGUGCUCGGAAAGAUCUGGAAACUUGCUGACGUUGACAGGGACGGUUUCCUUGACAAUGAGGAGUUUGCUUUAGCUAAUCACCUGAUCAAGGUGAAGCUUGAAGGUCAUGAGUUACCUGCAGAGCUGCCUGCUCACCUGGUACCUCCAUCCAAACGUGCUCAAUAGAGCUCAUACCCUCAAUCUGACUAAGACCAAAACCACUAAAUCCUAAGCUCUAAAACACAAGUCCUACACACUAAGCUCUAAACACUACCCCUUAAUACCUAAAACAUUAAACCAUAAAACACUAAUCACUAAGACCUAAAACCCUAAACUCUAAAUCCUUAACCACUGAAGAGGUCAGAGCUGCACAUGUUCGUCUCCCUGCACAUUUUACUCUGAGUAAUGAUUAUUCACAUGAACACUAUCCAAUUCACUGCUGCAAUAAAAUAAACACUUGGGAGUUACAGAUUACAUUUCAUUAUUAAA